Messenger RNA from Seminavis robusta, 1059 nucleotides. The record is from the annotation of a GenBank genome assembly. NCBI's taxonomy places the organism in Eukaryota, Bacillariophyta, Bacillariophyceae, Naviculales, Naviculaceae.
AUGGAGCCUUCCAAGUCCAUUCGAAAACUCCUGUUCCGCAGCGAGCCACUGGUAUCAUGUGCAUCCUCCUCGACACCACCAAACUUCCACAACAGCGAUCCCUCCAUGAGCUUCCACGACGCCUUGGAAUUCUCUGCAAGGUCGGAGGAACGUGGUGUGAAGCUAGAACAACCCUCCCACGAGAGACGCAAUCGAUCUCUUCGUGUGGAGGAUGUCUUUGAGGGAGUGGACGAAUCUGUUUUGUGUUUCUGCCGCAGCAACUCCUUCUCCAUUCUGGAGCCACCGGGAGGAACAGGCGGUGGUGUGUCCUUACACAACUUGGAGGACUUGGUGGCGCCUCCAUUGCUUCGCGAAAGUGCAGGAGGUGCAGAGUCGUCCCCUGACGACGACAGUAGUCCCAAGAGCGUCCCUACUGCUAGGAAAUCACUGUGGGACUCAAUGGGAAAGAACACCAUGCGCCUCAAAACCACGACGAGAGCUGCCUCGGAAAGAGACUCUUCCACGUCCAGCAGCGAAGGCGACGAUAGCAGCAGCGAUUCCACGUCUACUAGUAGUGGCGACAAUGACAACGAUAGCAGCACCAGCAGCAGUGAAUCCACGUUGUCAUGCGAUGACGAUGAGAGCAUUGAACUCUUCGUCGAGAGUGCACCACGUCGCGGAGUUGCCCGUGCCAAGUCGGAACAAAAGCCUCGCACUCGACGACCUGGUCUUGCGAGAGGAUCUUCCUUGGCGGUGCUUUCCAUCAUGAGGUGCAGCCUAUCGAAAGGAUCCAACCAUGAUGAUGGUGCCAAGCACAAGAAGCCGUCUGUCCCCAAAACUCGCGGCGUCUCGCGUACCAAGUCGGCAGGAGCCCUUUGGAGAUCCGUUGGCUCUCUUGGUUUCUUCCAGGGCAAUGAUGACGAGCAAGACGACGACAAGACAGAAACGGAAGGGACGACAAUCACGGAGAAACCAGAGUUCCGAUGGGACACAAUGAGAUUGCCCAUACAAUGCCACGAUGACCAAGACCCAACCCACAAUGAGAAGGAUCAAGCUCCAAUCGGAGUGCUAGUUGGCUAG